This is a messenger RNA of Saccostrea echinata, 1553 nucleotides long. RefSeq lists its product as uncharacterized. Gene Ontology annotation, biological process: signal transduction; regulation of apoptotic process. Gene Ontology annotation, molecular function: protein binding. The record is from RefSeq and is a predicted model, not a curated record. NCBI's taxonomy places the organism in Eukaryota, Metazoa, Mollusca, Bivalvia, Ostreida, Ostreidae. Bases 39 to 1553 code for a protein of 504 amino acids. The transcript has 6 exons.
UUGAUAGAUGUUUUCACAUUAUUGUAUGACAUUGUGGUAUGGAUGGAUGUUGCUAUAUAUCUUGUUCCAAUAAGGACAUUUAUUUUGCUAAUGGAAUAAAGGACCAUUUGAGGAAUGGGCACUAUGACGUCAUCAUUUCAAGUAACACAUGUCUACAAUUUCAUUACCAAACUUCGAGAGGUCAGAUUCUUGACAGUAAAUUUUUUAUCGCCAUAGUAACAUCCGAGUUUAUUAAUCAACAAAUCCACUUGUAUGAAUUGGCCCUAGCUUUGGAUCUUGGGAAGAAGACUGUCAUUAUACAACAUGAACUGGCUCGGAUCCCGGACCCUUUUCCAGAACUACAAUCAAUUCAGUGGAACGAUGAUGUGACCAUUUUGUCGGAAAAUGUGUGUCAUGUACUUCAAGACCCGGUAUACGAGUUUCCGGUGUAUAUCGAUUCCCUUGAUGGUGACGCCUUUAAGCGGUACAUCUGGAAGUUUGAGGAAACCCAGAUAGCGAAACAGCUGUCUCCACACGUUAGAUCUGGAGAAUAUGCCUCUACUGAACUACAACUGAAGGACAUCCAGACAACAUUGAUCACUCUGUGUGAGGGUAUAAACAAAAUACAGAGUUCACCGGUGCGUAAAAGAAAAGUCAGUAAACAGCAGUUUCCCCGUGACAUCCGCCGAGUGGCAAGGAGGUACCAGGAUGUUAUAGCGUACCCUAUAAUCAGACAGCUCGGCCGCUACUUGGACCUGGAGGAUGACGAGUUGGAUGAAGUUGAGAGAUUUUCAGAAUACGGAACCAAGGAAGUAUUCUGGCAGACGAUACGUCUGUGGCUGGAAAAGACGGAAUCCAAAGAGUUAACUGUAGGAACAAUAAUCAAAGCACUGAGAGAGUGCGAUGUAGAUCUUAAAGGAAAGCAAAUGUCCAACGUCCAUAAAAAGAUUCUGAAAUCGAAAAUGCCAUUCCUAGUCGAUAACCUUCAGCUAGAGCCAAUGUUGCCCAGCCUGGUAUCCCAAAAUAUUUUAUGUGAGGUCACGAAGGCUUACGUCACGGCUCCAAGAACAGUGGACCAAAAAGUAAAUCGACUUGUGGACGUCCUGACGACAAAGGAGGAUGGGCUUUCUAGUUUUUGUCAUGUGUUACAAGAGUCAGGAUACAAAUUUGUCGCCGAUGAAAUAAAAGCUUUUCCUGAUCACCAUCAGACUCCGGAGACACCUAUUGCGGUCCUGAGACCUACGAGUUGUAGCUUUUCAUCUACAGUCUCAGAUUCCGACUCGUACGUUAAACAUCUAAUUCAUGAAUAUCGUCUGUCUCAUAGUAGUAGCACGAGCUCGGUGUUCAGCAGACGAGAUUCUACGUCAUCAACGAAAACUGUUGCCAUAGCACCGCUUUUUGUCAGUCUUUCAAGCCACACUGACAAACAUAUCAACAAAAAAGAAGCAAACACUUCUGAAGCUAAAUCAAGUGAAAAAAGUGUUUUCAAGAACUCAUCUAAUUUCAAAAUGAAAGGAAGGAAAGGAAAAGGGAAACAAACAUUAAGCUGUAUCAACAGCUGUGUUUUAUCUUGA